AUGCCCUUCUCCUCCUCGUGCCCCUUCGUCUUCGCCGUGGGCCUUGCUCCCCCUCACACCUUCCUCCUUCUCGUGUCCCUCCUCCUCUUCACGCCUUCCUCCUCCUCAUGCCCUUCCCUCCUGCCGCAGGCACAGGAGCUGAGGGAGCGGGGGAACCGGGCGCUGGCGGCGGGCGAUCCCCCUGCCCAGCCCCCUCCGACACAGGAGCUCCCCGAAAACAAGAAGGAGGCGCAGCAGGAGAAGGAGUUGGGCAACGCCGCCUACAAGCGGAAGGAGUUCCCCACUGCGCUGGCUCACUACACCCGUGCCGAGGAGCUGGACCCCACCAACAUGACUUACGUCACCAACCAAGCAGCCGUCUAUUUCGAGACGGGCGACUACAAUCGCUGCCGAGAGCUGUGUGAAAAAGCCAUCGAGGUGGGGCGGGAGAACCGGGAGGACUACAGGCAGAUCGCAAAGGCAUACGCUCGCAUCGGGAACUCGUACCUGCGGGAGGAGCGGUACAAAGACGCCAUCCACUUCUACAAUAAGUCGUUAGCGGAGCAUCGCACGCCCGACGUGCUCAAGAAGUGUCAGCAGGCGGAGAAAAUCCUGAAGGAGCAGGAGCGGUUGGCGUACAUCAACCCCGACCUGGCGCUGGAAGAGAAGAAUAAAGGCAACGAGUGUUUCCAGAGAGGGGAUUACCCGCAGGCCAUGAAGCACUACAGCGAGGCCAUUCGCCGCAACCCCCACGAAGGCUACACGCGGAAGGCGGCGGCGCUGGAGGCCAUGAAGGACUACAGCAAGGCCAUGGACGUGUACCAGCGCGCUCUGGACCUGGACGCGGGCUGUAAGGAGGCGGCAGAGGGGUACCAGCGCUGCCUCUUGGCGCAGUACCACCGCCAGGACACCCCCGAGGAGGUGAAGCGCCGCGCCAUGGCCGACCCCGAGGUGCAGCAGAUCAUGAGCGACCCCGCCAUGCGCCUCAUCCUCGAGCAGAUGCAGAAGGACCCCCAGGCCCUCAGCGAGUGA
Charadrius vociferus (killdeer) is the source of this 1011-nucleotide messenger RNA. RefSeq names its product stress-induced phosphoprotein 1 (gene STIP1). Bases 1 to 1011 code for a protein of 336 amino acids. Gene Ontology annotation, molecular function: Hsp90 protein binding. The transcript has 9 exons. NCBI's taxonomy places the organism in Eukaryota, Metazoa, Chordata, Aves, Charadriiformes, Charadriidae. The record is from RefSeq and is a predicted model, not a curated record.